This is a messenger RNA of Copidosoma floridanum, 1096 nucleotides long. RefSeq lists its product as uncharacterized. NCBI's taxonomy places the organism in Eukaryota, Metazoa, Arthropoda, Insecta, Hymenoptera, Encyrtidae. The record is from RefSeq and is a predicted model, not a curated record.
AUGGCAGUAUAUUUAGUAUAUCGUAAGCAUUCUUGUUCUAGUGUACUUGUGCUGAUAGGACUAAUACUCAUUCCUCUAUGUGCUUUAAUCAUUUUCAUCCAAUUGAAAGGUUGCACCGUUUCACAUCAAUCACCAAGUAGUAUAUCCUCAGAAUUUCUCGAUGGCGAUAAUCUCGAUUCUCUGUACAGUAAAUGUGUUGACGAAAAAAAUAAUUUGCUUCAACUGAUUCAUGAUUUCUUGGGAUCAUCUGGACCAAACAAGUUACUUCAAAAUUACAAGUCUACAAUAAAUAAUAAGGAAGAACUGGAAAAAAGUCUGGAAAAUUUACGGGACCAAUUGAAAAUACUGCAUAUUAAAAAAGAAAAGUUGGAAUGGUUGUUGGAUAAUGUGAACAAGACUUUCACACAACUAACAUAUUCAGAUAAUACUAACGUUAAAAAUGAAGAUACUAGUACUGGAGAGAAUACUGAAGUCAAGUCAGCUAGUAGUGAACAAAAAUCACAGACUGUAAGGGAAAAAAGUAUACAGGAACGCAUAAAUGAAUGGAGUAAAAUGCCGCCUGAUACUGCUAUUAAAAUAGAGACAGCAAUACAAAAAGUGAAAGAUUUCAUGGAGUCAAAUGAUAAAACCUAAGCCACUGAUUCACAAAUGUCAAACACAAGGAACAGUACAAAUAUUUUAUAAAAUGGACAAAAAAAUCGUUUGCAGUCACAUUAUAAAAUAUAAAAUACAAUAAUAUUGACGGCUGUACAAAAAAAAAUUCCAAGAAAAAGACUGAACAAGUCACACAUAAAAUUUCGAACAUCGAUAAAUAGUUACACUAAUAAUAGGGUUACAUUAUUCAUAGUCUUCACUGAUUUUUAAUGUGAUACGGUUUUAAGGAAAAUUUGUUAAAAAAUGUUUUUUGCUUAAAAAUAUGAUAAUAAUUUCAACAACACACCAUAAUCUAGGCUUUUAAAUAUUAUCUUACCCAUAACUAUAAAUAUAAUUAAGCUUUGUUUGUUAUUUUUGUACGUCUGGAAAUGGCAUUAACUGCUUCACGUAUUUGUGAAAAUUUAUAAAACAAUUUUGCGUUUUUUUUUUUUUUUUUUUUUUU